AUGACACUUUGUCAGGCCUGCGAAUCUCUCCAAGGCUGUUGUGCUGUACUCAGACGGGGCGAUUCUUCCCUCUGCGAGCUCUUCACUGGAAGCAUCGUCGAUGCCUCCGAUGUCGAAGCCAUCGAGGUAGAGCAGAAGAAUUGCCGGCAGUCUGGCGGCGACUGGCGAUCUAUAUGGUCGUGGAUUGACAGGGGAGAGUGGGUCGAAGCUGGAGAGCUGAGGGACACUGGUCUUACGUUCCAAGCGAAGGAGUACUUGCCUAUCAACAGAUGGGUAGACGAUCUUGAAGUUGAUAAAAGUGAACUGCGUCGUAUCAUAUACAGUGCGUUCGGACGACUGACCUCUGACGUUUGGGUAGACUACCUCCGAUGCCGCCUGGACCCUACAGUGAAGGCUGUGAUGCUCGUGGCUGAGGUGUGCAGUCCUCAAGCUUCCCAACUGGAACCGAUCAUUCGAGACCAUCUCGCAAGGUGA
This is a messenger RNA of Perkinsus marinus ATCC 50983, 474 nucleotides long. RefSeq lists its product as hypothetical. NCBI's taxonomy places the organism in Eukaryota, Perkinsozoa, Perkinsida, Perkinsidae. The transcript is spliced from 4 exons. The coding region runs from base 1 to 474 and encodes 157 amino acids. The record is from RefSeq and is a predicted model, not a curated record.